UUCUUUUCACACUCUGCCAUCUUGCUCGGUGGCCGUCGUCUCGGCCUCUGGGUCCCCGAAUUACCAUCUACUGAUCCUCCUCGGGGGAUAGAGGCCGAUCCAGAAGCCGCACAAGAACCGCAACAGCCCAGAAGUAAAGAACCGCGGAGCCGCCAUGCCUCAGAACGAACAUAUUGAGUUACACCGAAAGCGGUAUGGUUAUCGCUUGGAUUACCAUGAGAAGAAGAGGAAGAAAGAGAGCCGUGAGGCUCAUGAGCGGUCACAGAAAGCUAAGAAGCUCAUCGGUCUGAAGGCCAAACUGUACCACAAGCAGCGCCAUGCUGAGAAGAUCCAGAUGAAGAAGACAAUUAAAAUGCAUGAAAAGAGGAAUACCAAGCAGAAGAACGAUGAGAAGACACCAGAAGGAGCUGUUCCAGCUUAUCUACUGGACAGAGAAGGGCAAAGUCGAGCUAAAGUUCUCUCUAAUAUGAUCAAACAAAAGCGAAAAGAGAAAGCAGGUAAAUGGGAAGUUCCUCUCCCCAAAGUCCGGGCUCAAGGAGAAACAGAAGUUCUUAAAGUUAUCCGUACAGGAAAGAGGAAGAAGAAGGCUUGGAAGAGGAUGGUCACCAAAGUUUGCUUUGUUGGAGAUGGAUUCACACGAAAACCUCCCAAAUAUGAAAGAUUUAUUAGACCUAUGGGCUUACGUUUUAAAAAGGCUCACGUGACUCAUCCAGAACUCAAAGCCACAUUCUGCUUACCUAUCCUGGGAGUAAAGAAGAACCCGUCAUCACCGCUUUACACAACUUUAGGGGUCAUCACAAAGGGAACAGUCAUCGAGGUGAAUGUUAGUGAGCUUGGUCUAGUCACGCAAGGAGGCAAAGUUAUAUGGGGAAAAUAUGCACAAGUUACAAAUAAUCCUGAAAAUGACGGCUGUAUUAAUGCAGUUUUGCUGGUAUAAUGUUCUCUUUGAACAUGGACUGGAUUCUGUUCUAAAUAACAAGGCCCACAUUGGGAAUUCAUCUUCUGCUGAACUUCAUAAUAAAGUUUGUGUUGAUAAGUC
This is a messenger RNA of Hyla sarda, 1039 nucleotides long. RefSeq names its product NSA2 ribosome biogenesis factor (gene NSA2). Gene Ontology annotation, cellular component: nucleolus; preribosome, large subunit precursor. Lineage: Eukaryota; Metazoa; Chordata; Amphibia; Anura; Hylidae. The record is from RefSeq and is a predicted model, not a curated record. The transcript is spliced from 6 exons. The coding region runs from base 155 to 937 and encodes 260 amino acids. Gene Ontology annotation, biological process: maturation of 5.8S rRNA; maturation of LSU-rRNA.